UAGUCAUGUGUGGCUGCUUUUUCGGUGAAUAUUUAAAAUUUUCGUUAAAUUAAGGUUGCCUUACUCACUUUUGUUGCCAACGAGGCCUGAACAUUUCCUAGAGCGAAGAAGCUAGCAGACACAUGCUUCUUACACCCUAUUAAUUUAAGAACAAAUUAAGAUAAAUUCAGCCCCAGUUUUUCGAAAAAAUUAAGAACAGUCGGCCUGAACUUAAAUUUACAUGCUCUUAUAAGAGAAGUCUGUACUAGAGUUGCUCGAGUCGCUCAUUAUUAUUAUUUACAAAAAAUCAUGUUCUCGUUUUCAAUAAUUUGUGUGAGACCGAGAUGUGUUUCCUUGGCAACAAAGUGAGCAGUAGUAAUAGGCCUUUUUCACUAGAAAACAUGGCAAGGAUCUUGCAUACAGUCCAUUAAAAUUGUAGAAAUGAACAUGGAUACAAGCAUUCCGAGUAUCCAGAGCUUGCCACUCGAUAUUCUCAAUUUUCACAAACAGUUUACAGCAGAUCUUGAACAUUUUGGCCUGAAAGACAGUGAUUCAGAUAAUGAAGAAUCAACUGAUAUCCCAGAAGAAGAAAGACCAGUCACUCCAAUUGAGGUGGCGAUAAAAAGAUCGCCAAAAACAAUCCAAGAACUAAAAGAGUUGAUUCACAAACGACUGCAUAUCCAAGAUGGCAUUCCUUCUGUUAAAAGCCAAGACCAGAUGGAGUUGGCUGCUACACUCAUGUCCGAAACAAGUGCAAUCUGGCCAGAUAUGCGACAUCAAGCUCCUGACCCUUUUCUGAGUGCUGCAGAUAAUAAAGAAUUGGAAAGAAGAGUUGCAAUUGAAGUCGUUAAGACCGUGGAAAAUCUCUUCACUACAUACAUAAAAAAGUUGCAAGAAGUCAACUUGAAGGGAGUAUUCAGCUCAUCCUCAAACGUCAGCCGACUAAAGACUCAGCUCUCAUUUGAAGCCAAUAAAAGCUUGAACAUUCUGAACGUUAGAAGAAAGCUUGCCACUGCAUUAAGAAACCCAGAAUCAAAUGAGGAUGUGUUAUCAGAGGAUUCGUUUGUCAUCAAAGUCAGAGAAAAGCUUUUGGAAAGGAAGAAGGAGCAGCCCACGGGACGAAUUGCGCGAAAAUUGCAGAUCACAAGAAUGCACGCAGAAGAACUGUACAGGCAACUGGAAAUCAAGGAUUUGAAUGAAAAGAUGCCAAGCAUAGACGUUUCAAAAUUUCUCGACACUGGAUCACCUUUCGUUGGACUUAGCAUGCCAAAGCCUGCGACCAGCAAAUUAACACAAACACCUGUCACUCCAAAUGAUGGAAAUGAUGAAGAUGUUGCGAUUGAAAAUAAACAAAAGGACAGGCUUUUAGAAGAGGAUGGAAAAUUACAGUUUAGACUACAGAAGUCACAUUCACUUCAAAUGCCAGAUACAACGGCACUGUUCUUGGAAGAGCUGGAGCUGACUGAAAAAGAUUUGAAACCUGAAAGAAAAAGAAGCAUAGAGCGCCUUCCAGUUACAAGUAUGCGAAUAGAUGGCAUUCAAGAAAAAGAGAAGGCACUGUAUGCAAAAUCACCAAGAGAAGAUCUGGAAAACUUAUUUCAGAGAGAAAUACUCAGUAGAAAGGUUGCUGAUGGUUUUGAAACGGACGUUCUCGAAGACAUGCCACCGUUGCUACAGGCUUUGCCAGUCAGUCGAAAAGGCAAACGAAAUCUGAAAAAGGACGUAAAGGAAGAGGAACUGGAUACGAGUGAAACAGAGUCAGUGGCAUCAACUAUAUCUACAUUGAAAGCUAUCAAUACUGGAUACAGAGGAGAGGAAAGGAUCAGUGAAUUGCCACCUCAACCGGCUGUGGUGUCGAAGAGCUUCAACAAGAAGGAUAUUGUUCGGGCAUCUGAUGUCAGAGUAUCCAGUCGAGAAAACGCGUCCCAGGUCACCUUAAAGAAGCACCACACAAUUUACAACAGUUUCAAAGGAGAGAUCGACGACGCCACUGUGAAAUGGUUGGAUCGCAACUUGUUUGCAGGUGACGAAAUCAAAGAGGUUUACGGGGAAAUCGUAACAACAAUAAGCAAAGUCCAUCUACAGUAUGAUCAGGAUGACUUUGUGGUUAAAUGUCCUCUGAGCCUUGACAACUCAAAUGCGAAAUCAUCACAAACGUCUGAAGGAAAAGAAGCUCGCAUUUUUAAUAAACAACUGGUAGGGAAAACAGAGCCACCCUGGGGCAAAGAAGGUGCCAGCGACUGGAGAAAUUCACCAAAAUUUGACGGUCUUGGAAGGCAAGAAAUUCUCAAGCUUAGAGAAAAUGCCAACAAGGAAUUGAAUUCCCAAGAACUGGAUUACAGCCACCAAAACCAGAAAAAGCCUGUCAAAUCAUAUGCUGCCUGGCUUGCUUGGUGGAGAUCUACGAUGAACAGUGAAGAUUUUUAUAAAUACGUCUCAACAGGGGAAAAUGACUUUUUGACCAAGAUAUUUCACCUUUACGAUUCUGAAGAUGAAGAUGAGAAUGCAGAUGGCUCCUCAAAUACAAUUCAAGAAGACCCUGAAACUUUGGCACGAAGAAGACGCUAUGAAGAGCGACAAGCAAAACUGCAAGCGGACAAGAGUAAGUACAAUGAAGGCUUCUGGAAUGUCAAUACAAUUCUGCUUGGAGGACUUGGAAAAGAGCCUGAUUUGGAUGAUGAUUCUGUCUGCUCACUGUCUGCCAUCGGAGAGGGCAUUGCAACAAAGGAUGGAAAAACUAGUGCGUCCGGAAAAUCAACGAGAAUGUCACAAAUAUCAUCAGAGUUAAUGGGUUCAAAGUUAAUUAGGCUGGCCAACAGCGUGGCAUCUGAUUAUCUGCCUCCGCCAGAACUCACGUUGCAAGAUCGACUAGAAAGAGUAUGGACGAUGCUUAAGAUGCCUGACAACCUCAGAGUUGAUAUGGCGAUUAAAUAUAGCAUGGACGAGAAUGCGCGAAAGUUUUCUGAGAUGGUCCAGUGUUGGGAAAUAGCUGCCUCUUGUGUGGUUAAAAGAGAAGAGCUUAUAUCAGCUCUCGAAAAAUUUGAGCGAAAUGCUUCCGACCCAAAUCGCUUUUUCGGAAAAGGUUCAAAGCGUUCUUCGCUUGCUCGCCUAGAAGAAUCAAAAACAAGAAGUGCGUUACACAGGGAAUUGCAUCGCCUAGAUGAUACCACUAAACAUGCUAUUCUCAAAGUACGAAAGAUGUUUAAAGAUGUCGUGACGUAUCAAGGACGACCGUAUAUCGAGAAAAUGAGCUCUGAUAAGACUGAAAUGUUAUAUUGGCUACAAGAAGAGAGAAGGGCUGCUGCGUUGGAGCAGUCAUUCAAUGAUCGCAAAGGUAAAACAUCUGAACUGCCUCCGAUUGCCACUAUGACUUUAUUGUAAAGUUUAUCUUUAUAUUAGAUCCUGUUUAUUUAUUCUUACAAAGGCGAGGCUCAUUUGCCCAUGCUUCCUUGUUGAUCAACAGUGUCGAUGAGCAAAAUAGCAAAAAACUUGUCUAUCUUGAUACAAUGUAUAUUGUAAAAAAACUAGGACACUUUCAUUGAGCUUCAAAAAUAAUCAACAAUCUAUUUAAUAUUA
Messenger RNA from Rhopilema esculentum, 3555 nucleotides. RefSeq lists its product as uncharacterized. NCBI's taxonomy places the organism in Eukaryota, Metazoa, Cnidaria, Scyphozoa, Rhizostomeae, Rhizostomatidae. The record is from RefSeq and is a predicted model, not a curated record.